CUCGGUGCUGCAGGUUGGUGGCUUUGCCUGGGAGGACUGCGGUGGUGGGAAGGACCCCGUGGUGCUGAAGAGCCUCUCCGUGGCACCCGACCCCAUCAGCAUCCCGGGGAGCCUGCGCGUUAGCGCGGCCGUCAGCAGCAGCAAGGCCAUGGCCUCCCCCCUGAAGGCGGUGCUAGUGGUAGAGAAGGCACUGGGCGACCUGUGGAUCCAGCUGCCCUGCAUCGACCAGCUGGGCAGCUGCACCUACGACGAUGUCUGCACCGUCCUCGACAACCUCAUCCCGCCUGGCACCACCUGCCCGGAGCCCCUGCUCACCUAUGGCAUCCCCUGCCACUGCCCCUUCAAAGCGGGCUCCUACUCCCUGCCAGCCAGUGACUUCGACCUUCCCGACGUGGAGCUGCCUUCCUGGAUGACCAACGGCAACUACCGUGUCCGGGCGACCGUCAGCAGUGGUGGGCAGGAGCUCGCCUGCGUCAAGCUGGCCUUCUCCCUGCAGUCCCAGUGAGGGGUAGGGACGUCCCUCCUCUCCCCACCACUUUGGUCCCCUGUCUCAUCUCAUCCAGUUGCACCCUGUCUUGUCCCACCGCGUUCCUUUGAGGUGCAUCCCUCUCCUUGCCAGGAGGAGGCAGCCCCUGUACCCCCGCUCCGUGUCCCCCCUCCCCUGCUUACACACAGAAAGGCUCCUACAGCUGUCCUGCUGUCCCCAACUUCUUCACCUGGGUGUCCCCUGCCCUGGACAGGGUGGCCGUGGAGCUAACCCCAGCCUGGGGGUGGUUGUUUUUUAC
Messenger RNA from Calidris pugnax (ruff), 785 nucleotides. It is a transcript of the gene GM2A, whose product is annotated as GM2 ganglioside activator. Gene Ontology annotation, biological process: ganglioside catabolic process; lipid transport. The coding region runs from base 149 to 505 and encodes 118 amino acids. Gene Ontology annotation, cellular component: cytoplasmic side of plasma membrane. NCBI's taxonomy places the organism in Eukaryota, Metazoa, Chordata, Aves, Charadriiformes, Scolopacidae. Gene Ontology annotation, molecular function: enzyme activator activity; lipid carrier activity. The record is from RefSeq and is a predicted model, not a curated record. The transcript has 3 exons.